AUGGACAACCGUGGAGGCAAGAGACGGCAAACCAUAAGACCACAGCCUCAACGACCUAAUGCACCUGGCCAGCGUGGUACUGAGCCAGAAUCGGCCGCAAUACCCGCGCCAUCAGAGCAGAAGGUUCCAAUUCCAAGACUUCAACGACCUGCUCAGAGACAACUAAACACGCGAACCUUGACUGCUAGAGUUGCACUCUAUGAGAAUCUGCUGACUGAUCUCAUGCCGAGUCUUGAUCCUGCCGGCCAGCAAGCUAUAAGAAACGCCCUCGCGGAGAAUAGAUCGGCCAUCGACGAUGAUAUCGGCGUAUCAGGUGAAGGAACCGCUUCGGGGGAAGAGAUCAACGAAGACGAAUUCUCGGUUUCAGCGGGAGCUGGCUCUCCCCGUUUUCAGGACCGUGUGCAACAGGACGCGGCAGGAUUCUCGCGGUCAUUUGGGUUUUUGGGGAAAUCGUCAGUUGUUCGGUGGUUGGAAGACACGGCGAUGAAGGUGACGAUCCCUUUUGUCGAGCCAAGCUUUCGCGCUCUGUCGACAACACACCGGGCAGUCAUAGAUGCUAUGAACAAUGCCCCUAGUCCCGAAGAUUUCAAUCGACUGUUGCUGGAAGGAUGCAAUUAUUUCCUCAGCUACCUUGAUCUGAGAGAAUUUGGCGCAUUCGGUGAGAAAGUGGACGCAUUUGAACUGCCGCCGCGGGAGACUGCCGAUGGACUAGUAGACAUCUACUUUUCCACUGUUCACUCCUUUUUUCCUAUCUUAUCGAAGUCCUGUUUCAUGAGACAGUAUGAAUCAUAUUGGCAAACAUUACAUCCACCGGAGAAUAGCAUACUUUGGAUCGCCACAUUAAAUUUGGUCUUUGCUGUCGGUGCUCUCUAUGCAAGCCUUACGAAAUAUGUGGGAGGAGGUGGUGAAGUGGACCAUGUUCUUUAUUUUAUUCGCUCUCGGAUACUAAGUCAGGAGCCCACGGCUAUGCUUGACUUACCAACCAUGGCUCACAUGCAACAUACUACUCUAUGCGGCAUGUACUUCCUUGCCAGCUACCAAAUCAACAGGGCAUGGAACAUCAUCGGUCUUGCAGUACGAUACGCACAGACUCGCGCCCUGCAUCUGGUGAAUACUACAAGCAUGACGGACGAGGAGCACGAAUUUGAGAUCAGGGCAUGGCAUGCGCUAUGCUCGAUUGAACGGCUGUUAUGUGUUCUGACUGGUCGGCCACCCGCCAUUCAUGAACGCUUCGUCAGUACACGCUAUCCUAGAGCAACUCAACCCUUCUAUCCGCAAGAGACCACUACCGGACUCAAUCUUCCUCCUUCGCUAGCAGAUGCGGAUGGGCCCGCAGUAACUGCAUUCACUGCUUCACUGCGCCUGGAUGCGAUCGUCGCAGAGGUUAUAUCAGAUCUCUACAGUUCAAGCACAGUCAAUUUAACAUGGGCUCGGGUGCAAGGGAUCGUCGCAGAUCUUAACACGAAGCUCAAUCGCUGGCAGUUUGACUUGCCGUCGAGUCUAAAAGGCUCCCCUGCGCAACAAGGAAUAUCAUCCCAGACCUCGAGGGAUCGAAUGUAUCUUGCAUUACGCUUUUUCAGUACUAGUAUGCUUAUCAACCGGCCAUGCCUAUGUGAGUUAAACGAGAUCAGUGCGAUGAUGCCUUAUCAGACGGAGCCAUCAAGAAGGCUAGAUGCUGAAGCGGCAAUGCGCUGCAUAUCUUCUGCGAGAGGUCUGCUGCGCCUACUGCCGGAUGAGCCGAAUUCUGUCAACCUUUACGCCUCGACACCGUGGUGGUGUAUACUACAUUAUAUCGCUCAAGCGGAGGUGAUCUUGGUGAUGGAAAUCGUGUUGAAAGAGGUCCACUUGCCCUCAGAGAUGGAACAGUCGAUUUCAGAUUGUGCAAAGGUUCUGCAGUACUUGAUAGCAUUAUCCGAAACUAGCCUGGCCGCUCAGAGGGCGUGGGUGGCCUUCAGUCGACUCCUAAAGCUGGCUCUGGCGAGCGCUGAAUGGGAUUUGGGGGUGCUUACUUUGUAUUUGGCAGCAGAUACUUCUCUUCCUAUGACAGAGCCUUUCCAAGCUCAAGGGUUCCCGCCCCCGAGGGCUGAGUUCUUGGGCCCGAUGGAUCUCACGGAUACCAGCCGUGCCAUGUAGACUUCCCGCGACUUGGCCCGACCUCCCU
Paecilomyces variotii is the source of this 2161-nucleotide messenger RNA. Its product is annotated as fungal-specific transcription factor domain-containing protein. Lineage: Eukaryota; Fungi; Ascomycota; Eurotiomycetes; Eurotiales; Thermoascaceae. Bases 1 to 2133 code for a protein of 710 amino acids. The transcript has 5 exons. Gene Ontology annotation, molecular function: zinc ion binding; DNA binding. Gene Ontology annotation, biological process: DNA-templated transcription. The record is from RefSeq and is a predicted model, not a curated record.